Molecule: messenger RNA, 2427 nt
Organism: Nomascus leucogenys (northern white-cheeked gibbon)
Lineage: Eukaryota; Metazoa; Chordata; Mammalia; Primates; Hylobatidae
Gene: HOXC13
Product: homeobox C13
Biological process (GO): regulation of transcription by RNA polymerase II
Molecular function (GO): RNA polymerase II cis-regulatory region sequence-specific DNA binding; DNA-binding transcription factor activity, RNA polymerase II-specific
Source: RefSeq, a predicted model, not a curated record
UGUAGGGAGGGAGGUGGAAGCACUAGGAGGAGGGGAGGGGUGGAGAGAAGAGGGGAGGGAUGGGGGAGGGGAAACAGGAGCGAGGUGUCUCCCCAGCUCGCUGCCUCUGGCAAGUGGAGUUUUUAAAAAGCUCCAGCAGAUCAUGUCAUGACGACUUCGCUGCUCCUGCAUCCACGCUGGCCGGAGAGCCUUAUGUACGUCUAUGAGGACAGCGCGGCGGAGAGCAGCAUCGGCGGCUGCGGAGGAGGAGGCGGCGGCGCGGGCGGAGCGGGGGGCGGCUGCAGCGGAGCGAGCCCCGGCAAAGCCCCGAGCAUGGAUGGUCUGGGCAGCAGCUGCCCGGCCAGCCACUGCCGCGACCUGCUUCCGCACCCCGUGCUGGGCCGCCCGCCGGCUCCCCUGGGCGCCCCUCAGGGCGCCGUCUAUACGGACAUCCCGGCCCCGGAGGCGGCGCGCCAGUGUGCCCCGCCGCCCGCACCCCCCACCUCGUCCAGCGCCACCCUGGGCUACGGCUACCCCUUCGGGGGCAGCUACUACGGCUGCCGCCUGUCGCACAACGUGAACCUGCAGCAGAAGCCUUGCGCCUACCACCCGGGCGAUAAAUACCCGGAGCCGUCGGGCGCCCUGCCCGGUGACGACCUGUCCUCCAGGGCCAAGGAGUUCGCCUUCUACCCCAGCUUCGCCAGCUCCUACCAGGCGAUGCCCGGCUACCUGGACGUGUCGGUGGUGCCCGGGAUCAGCGGGCACCCGGAGCCGCGUCACGACGCGCUCAUCCCCGUCGAAGGCUACCAGCACUGGGCUCUCUCCAAUGGCUGGGACAGUCAGGUGUACUGCUCCAAGGAGCAGUCGCAGUCCGCCCACCUCUGGAAGUCUCCCUUCCCAGACGUGGUUCCCCUGCAGCCCGAGGUGAGCAGCUACCGGCGCGGGCGCAAGAAACGCGUGCCCUACACUAAGGUGCAGCUGAAGGAGCUAGAGAAGGAAUACGCGGCUAGCAAGUUCAUCACCAAAGAGAAGCGCCGGCGCAUCUCCGCCACCACGAACCUCUCUGAGCGCCAGGUAACCAUCUGGUUCCAGAACCGGCGGGUCAAAGAGAAGAAAGUGGUCAGCAAAUCGAAAGCGCCUCAUCUCCACUCCACCUGACCACCCACCCGCUGCUUGCCCCAUCUAUUUAUGUCACCGCUUUGUACCAUAACCGAACCCAGGAAAAGACGCUGCGCAGGUGCAGAAGAGUAUUUAAUGUUAAGGAGAGAGAGGAAUCCCGCCGCCUGGAGGCAGAGAGGCUCCAUGGCCGUGCUGCUGGGCCAUCCCCAACUCCCUAUCCCAUCCCCAGCCUCCACCCCCAUCCAGAUGGGACUCACCUGGCUUAAACAGCUUUGGAAAUGGGUCCCGGGUGGGCCCUGCGAGGAAGGCUGUCGACCUCUACUCCUCCUUGAGCUCACCUUGCCGGAAAGUCCGGUGGCAGCGCAGACCCCAAUCAUUCCAGCCACAGCAGGGUUGGGGAAUCCCGAAUGGCUCCAAUUCUUGCCUCAUCCUAUGACCAGGCUGGUAGAGGACCUUCUCUAAGGGCGCAGCUUCCGGGCAGGAUCUGUCCGGCUCAUACUUUGCUUCGCUGUCCCUCCCGCACUCCUUAGGCAAGAUUUCCCAGUAAAGAUUUUCUGUGCAUAUUUUAAAAGUCGUGUUAAUACUCAUGAUAAUUAUUAGGGAUCUGGCAGCGUGAUUGGAGUAUGGAUGUUUCCGUAAAAGCUGGAAUUCCGUAAAAGCGUUGACACAGCCCCUACACUCCAUCGCAACAAAGAAACUGCAUUUUUGGGGGCCAGGUGGGAGCUGCCUUUGCCCCACUGCCUCCCCUGUUCUGCUCUGUCAGUCAACAUGUGGAAAUCCAAGGAGGACAAAGACUCCAGCCACGCUGCUAAAUAGGGCUUCUCUCUCCUCUCUUUCUCUCUCCAGGUGGUAAGGUUGGGGAUUAGGCCAGGCACAGAAGCAGAACUUUUUUCGAAGGAUAAACAUCUCUUUCAAAGGGAUGGAGAGUGGGUCCCUCAACAAAGUCCCUUUCCAGUUACCUUUCCAUCAAGGCACUAGCCCAGGAGGGACUCCUCACACUUUCACUUUUACUGAUUUCCAGAGGAAAGCUAGAGGAUCUAGUUCAAGAGGCAAGAAGAUCUGGCCCUCAAUUAGCUAAAUGUAGAUGCUGCCUAACAGUUCCCUCCUCAAAGGCCACCUUGGUGCUGUGGGGGCGCCUUGCCUCUUCCCUUCCCACUGGUGCAUUACAAAACAGUGUUCUUUUGAAAUGUUCAUCAGGAAUAGGCUUUUUUUUUUUAAAUGUUGUGUAUCUGUAUAUAGUAUUGUGAUGUCUGAAUGACAAUGUACUGAAUGCAAAAAGGAAAAAAACCCACAAACAUGUUUUUAAAAUAAAAUCUUUUUUUGCCUUGA